Penicillium daleae is the source of this 1599-nucleotide messenger RNA. RefSeq names its product mariner-Tc1 transposon family protein. Gene Ontology annotation, molecular function: DNA binding. The record is from RefSeq and is a predicted model, not a curated record. Gene Ontology annotation, cellular component: nucleus. Bases 1 to 1599 code for a protein of 532 amino acids. The transcript has a single exon. NCBI's taxonomy places the organism in Eukaryota, Fungi, Ascomycota, Eurotiomycetes, Eurotiales, Aspergillaceae.
AUGGGGCCUAAAGCAAUCCCGCCUAGCCUAGCCCCACGUCGGUUGACGAUUACCCUCGAGCAAAAGCGAGCUCUCCGCGCACACAAAAAGCAGCACCCACAGCUUAGCAAUCUCGAUAUCAUGCAGUGGUUCGACGACAUUUACAAGCAGAGAAUCUCCCCUCCCUCCGUCUCUGAAAUUCUCUCAAAGAAAUACGACUACCUAGACGACCUAAAUACCCGCCGCUUACAUCGCAAGCACAACUACAAAGAACGUUGGCCGGAGCUCGAAGAGGCUCUCUUCGCAUGGGCAGAGCAUGAGAUUACUAUCUCAGGGGAGACUAUUCGCCAAAAAGCAGAAUUUCUUUGGGGGAAACUGGACGUGUAUAGAGGGAUCGAGAGGCCAAAAUUUUCUAAUGGCUGGCUCUUCAAAUUCCAACAACGCCGGGGCAUUCAUUCACGCGUUAAAUUUGGAGAGGCAGCUAGUGCACACGAUGGUGCUAUUGAGAUGGACCGUAUCCGCCAAGUCCUUGCCCAAUUUGACCCAAGUGAUAUCUUCAACUGUGAUGAGACUGGUCUUUUCUGGAAACUAGUACCAGACCGGAGUCUUACUACUACGAAUAUCCCAGGUCGGAAGAAGCAGAAGCAAAGAAUUUCGAUCCACUUUUGUACGAAUAUGGAUGGAUCAGUCAAAUUACCACCCUGGAUAAUUGGUACAGCGCAGAAUCCUCAUGUCUUCCGUCGAUCUGGUAUCCGGAUCCAGAACCUUGGGGUAUUCUGGCGAGCCAAUAAGAAGGCUUGGAUGAGUGCCUUGAUAAUGGAAGAAUGGCUACGCUGGUUUGAUGUCCAAAUGGCCCUUCGCAGACGAAAAGUGGCUCUAUUAAUGGACAACUUCUCCGCUCAUGAAGCUGCUAUCUCGACUAUCCAAGAAUCAGGGUGCCCCCUCCAAAAUACCUUUGUUAUCUGGCUCCCACCAAAUUCUACAAGCAGAUACCAGCCACUUGACCAGGGAAUAAUUAGGACGUGGAAGACCUACUGGCGGAGGGACUGGGUACGCUAUAUGCUGGCUGAAUAUAACGCUGCAAGAGAUGCACUAUCAACGAUCAAUCUCAUUUAUGCUAUUCGUUGGACUAUACGAGCAUGGAAUUUCGAUAUAUCAGAGAAGACAAUCGCCAACUGCUUCUCUAAAGCAUUAUCAAUGGGAUCUAGGGAUUUCGAGGAUCAAUCGCUACCUACGAAUGAUAUCAUCGAGGGUAUUCAACAACUACGGGAUCGAUCUCUUAUUCAUGAUGCUAUGAAUAUCGAGGAUUUUCUAAAUCCUGAUGGGGAGAUAGUACAGGACGAUUCUAGUACUGUUGAUGACCUAGUUCUCUCCCAGAUUCAGGGACCGGCUAGCAUUGAAGAGGAAGAUCAGGAUGACGAUGAGGGCCAGGGUAAAGCUCUACCACAGGUCACAGUAUCCCAGGCCUUAGGGGCAAUUCGGACAGCUAGAUUGCGCGAAGAGCAGUCGGAAUCUGGAGAUAUUGAAGCUAUACAGGUCCUUAACCGGCUUGAGAGGAAAUAUUUGACAGAGGAGGUCAUGACAUUCUCGGCACCAGAGCGAUAUACGGAGCUGGUUUAG